Molecule: messenger RNA, 4011 nt
Organism: Exophiala bonariae
Lineage: Eukaryota; Fungi; Ascomycota; Eurotiomycetes; Chaetothyriales; Herpotrichiellaceae
Exons: 1
Coding region: 1-4011 (1336 amino acids)
Cellular component (GO): intracellular anatomical structure
Molecular function (GO): RNA binding; ATP binding; helicase activity
Source: RefSeq, a predicted model, not a curated record
AUGGCGCCCAAGAAAGGUGCCGGCUCUGGUAAAAAUACGCCGAAAAAGUCAAAUCCCACAGUCCCUGAUAGUGAUCACAUCGUUUUCAGUAAUCGCCAGGACGACAAGAAGAAGAAGGAUCAGAAAGAUGCCGAGGCACCUCCACGUCCCGAUACAAAGAAGAUAAUUGGUGGUGCAUCAUGGACGGGAAAGGUUCCUGUUCAACUGCUCUCUGAGCACUGCCAACGUCAGAAGUGGAAUAAACCCGAGUACCAACAACGACAAUUGCCUCCGAAUAAUGAAGGUGAACCCAGAUAUAAAAAUUGGGUCAUCCUCUCGAAGACUGACUCUAAAACGAGAGAAGUGACUCGAUUGCCUCCCUUUCAACUCCCUCCCCAACAUGCUCAUCUUGCAGAGCAGCCAACGGCACUAGAAGCAAAACAUUUUGCUGCCGCUUACACCCUUUUCAGAGUUUUGAGCAUGAAAAACAUUUCAAUGAUACUCCCACCAAAUUACCGUGACUUAUGGAAGGGUGAUUUCCAACAGAUGAAGGAGGAAGAUGUAAAGGAGGACCGGGCAUGGAAAUAUGAUGCCGAUCCUUUCGCGGCCGACACUAAGCGGCAAGAAAUCAAGGCCAGCAUUGAGAAAAGAAGAGAGCAAGCCGCUGUUCAAGCUGCAAGACCCGAAACGAUCACCUUAGUUCAUCCUGGCGCGUCGAAACAACCUACCAAGGCGUGGGACUAUGCCCCAAAACUCGAGCUAGGUGAUUCGAUUCGGACACGUAUCGAAAGCAUCAUCAGAUCGAAGAGCAUCUGGAAUCCAAAUGAUAUUAGGAUCCCUCCAGCUGAGAGAAUGUCUAUCAUUUCUGACCUGUCGAAAUCAGGAUUCAAGACCAACCACGUUGAGGAGGCCGUUGGAUAUUGUGGCAACAGACAAGAAGUGUUGGAGUGGCUGCUCAUUCAUGUGCCUGAAGAUUCAUUGCCUGGCUGGAGCUUCCCACUGGGUUAUAGCGCAGGGGUCAGUUUGGUGACUAAUGAUCUUUCCACUGACGCGAAGAUAAAGAGAAUGAUGCAAGCAGGUUAUUCGAGCCAAAUUUGCAUCCAGGCAUUGAAGGAUAAUGACCGAGAUGAAAGUCUUGCUCUAGAGGCCCUCCAAUCCAAGCUAGUGCUGCCUCUGACAGAUAUCUCGCAGGCCAUAGCUUCAGAUGCCUCUGUCUGGGCCGAUGAGAUCAUGGCUUUAGAGGCAAUCCUCGCAGAGAGAUUCACUUUACGGAGCGAAACCCAUUGCGAAGUCAAGUCUGAUUCGUCGUCUGCAAUCUCAGCCACAUAUUCAUUCCGCCAACCAAAAUAUGGUUACCCAAAUUCCUCAGUACCUGUCUUCUCAAUCGAUGCACCAGGCUUACCCUCCCACACCCGGUUGAGUAUUCUCAAGCGAGGCGUACAAUAUGCUCAGAGCAAUCUACUUGGACAGCAGAUGAUCUUUGGUCUUUUGGACUGGCUUGAGACAUCAGCUUCUGAUAUUAUCCAGAAUCCUUGCCUUCUUACCGAGCUCGAGAUUGUUUCAUCGACCUUGACAUUGCAGGCGUCAAGCACGCCGAACGAUCCUGCCCAGCAGCAAUCCCGCCAUACGACAAGAGGAAACCGACCUCAGCGAAAGGACCUUCGAUCAAGUGCAUCAAUCCUCAAAUCGUGGCAGGCACGACAUGAAAGUGGCCCACAGAUCAAAAUGCGAACCAUCAGACAGAAAUUACCUGCGUGGCAAAAGCAGGCCAGUAUAGUAGAGAUGGUCUCAAAUCAUCAGGUAACCCUCAUCACUGGUGAGACCGGUUCUGGGAAGAGUACACAAGCGAUACAAUUUGUCUUGGACAAUGCAAUUCAGGAUUUGAAGGGUUCAUCGACUAACCUUAUCUGCACUCAGCCCAGGCGAGUGGCAGCGCUGUCUCUUUCGGAGAGAGUGAGUGCAGAAAGGUGCAGUACCGAAGGUGACGAGGUCGGCUACAACAUCCGUGGUGAUUCCAAGUUGUCUGCCGCGACCAAAAUCACUUUCAUGACUACCGGCGUUCUUCUUCGACGCUUACAAGGUGCCACAAGUGUCAAGUCCGCGCUUGCCGAUGUCAGCCAUAUCUUUGUAGACGAGGUUCAUGAGCGCUCGUUGGACACGGAUUUUUUGCUGGCGCUCUUGCGAGACGCUUUGUCAUCAAUGCCUGCAUUGAAGAUUGUUCUGAUGAGCGCGACUCUCGAUGCCGAUGUGUUUGCCAAUUACUUUGGUGGCGAUAGUGUUGGAAGAGUCCACAUUGAAGGCCGUACAUUUCCUGUUCAGGAUCUCUACCUCGACGAUGUCGUCCUACUCACGAAUGGCGCAAAGGCUGCAGCUCAUAACGGUUCUACAGAAGAAUCCGAGGUCCAUAUUGGGAAAUCAAUUCAAGCUUUAGGUGCUGGUAUUAAUUACCAACUUAUCACCUCUCUUAUCCAAAAGAUUGAUGGAGAGCUAGGGGCUCUUGCUGGCGGUAUCUUGAUAUUUCUCCCUGGUGUUCUGGAAAUUGAACGAUGUUUGAGAGCGCUACAAGAUGUUCCUGGUCUACACGGACUUCCACUUCAUGCAUCUCUUACACCUACCGAACAGCGGCUGGUAUUUAGGAGCCCUCCAUCAGGUAAGCGGAAAGUGGUUGUCGCCACAAACGUUGCCGAAACCUCAAUUACCAUCGAAGACAUCGUGGCCGUCAUAGACUCUGGGAAGGUCAAGGAGACUUCAUAUGACCCUGUGUCGAACAUGGUUCGGCUGCAAGAAGUAUGGGCGUCACAGGCUGCUUGCAAGCAAAGGCGUGGUCGAGCUGGUCGAGUCCGGGCUGGAACAUGCUAUAAGCUAUUCACGAAGAAUAUUGAGACGAACAUGGCCCCGGCCCCAGCACCUGAAAUGCACAGAACACCAUUAGAGCAACUUUGUCUGUCUGUGAAAGCAACCGGGGCAGAUCGAAAGGUAGAAGACUUUCUUGCAAGGACGAUAUCGCCUCCAGAUAGCCGUGCUGUUUCCACAGCAAUGGUUACUCUGCAGCGCAUUGGGGCAUUGGAGAACGAUCGUCUGACUGGGUUGGGAACAUAUCUCUCGACGAUUCCUGCCGACCUUCGAUGCGGAAAAUUGCUCGUUUAUGGAGUGCUCUUUGAUUGUGUUGAGACAUGCCUGACUAUCGCAGCCACCCUAACAACGAAAAGUCCAUUCGUGUCGCCGCGAGACAAACGUGAAGAGGCCAAAGAAGCACGUUCAUCCUUCCCCACUUCUGAUGGCGAUUUGCUUCUAGAUAGCCAUGCCUUCCACCAGUGGAAAGAGAGAUCUUCGGAAUUGAGAUACAGAGACCUACAGGACUGGUGCUCAGCAAGAUUCUUGUCUCAGCAAACGCUUCGAGACAUAGAUUCAACGAGACGGCAACUGCUUGAUUCUCUGAUUGAGUCUGGCCUACUAUCUGCGGGAUACUCCUCGAGCAUCGCCGCGCACAAUCGAAACAGUGGGAAUUGUAUGCUGUUGAGAGCGGUGAUUGCAGGUGCCUUGAACCCCCAGGUCUCUAGGAUCCAAAUGCCAGACAAGAAGUACAUCGCAUCAAUGUCUGGUGCCAAAGAGCUCGAUCCGGACGCCAAGACCAUCAAAUACUUCAACCAGGAGAAUGGCAGGGUUUUUGUUCACCCUAGCAGCGUGCUCUUCGAUGCACAAGGCUUCUCAGGCGCGGCUGGCUUCGUCAGCUACUUUACCAAAAUGGAGACUUCAAAGACUUUCGUGCGAGAUCUGACGCCACUGAAUGCAUAUGGUCUCUUGCUUUUCGGAGGGCCUAUUGAAGUGGAAACCUCUGGCGCUGGGCUUCUCGUGGAUGGAUGGCUGAAACUGCGCGGUUGGGCUAGAAUUGGUGUUUUGGCUUCUAGGCUUCGUGCCCUAGUUGACGACGAGCUGAAGAGGCGCAUAGAUUCUUCGGGCUCUCAGGUUCAUGACAGCUCGCUCUUUGAUGUCGUGCGGCAUUUGGUGGAACUCAAUGGGCAGGAUAAAUAG